UAGCUCCUAAUAUUUUGAAAUAACCCUUUCUCAAAUCACAAAACCCCUCACUGACACUGAGGCUCCAAUUCCCCAAAUCACCACCACCGCUCUCACUGCUCUUCCCCUUCGGUGAUCGCCACUUCCGACCACCAUCAAUUCCUCCGCCGUCUCAGAUUCCGGCGAUGCCGUGAACAUCAGUGUGCAUUUGAAGAUUUAUAACUUAUCGGUUUCGUUGUUUGAACACUUCGAGAAAUCAACUUUAUGAGCAUGGACAAACUGAUCCCCGACUGCCCAUACCCUGGAUGUUUCUUUUGCGUCAUGAAAGAAGGAAACCCGAACAAACGAAGAACCAGCAUCAUGAAAUUUUUCCGAGAGCUUCCUUCACAAGACGACGACGGUCAAGUUCUCCCAAUAAGUGGCCUUUGGAACACCGCUAUGGCGCAUCCAAACGAUCCAGAGUUUAUCGAGUUAGGUAUAUUCGAAUGCAUGGCCGCACUCAUCUGGAAGGGCUUAAAGAACCGCCGUUGGUUAUCUCACGAUCAAAACAUUUACAUACCUUAUUACGCUGCUCACAUAAUCGGAUCCUACACCAUGAACAUGGAAGAUUUUGCCGAAACCGCAGUUAACGCUGGUGUAAUCCCACCAUUAGUUGAACUUUUACGGGGUCGGUUAACAUGGGUCGAACAAAGAGUUGCGGUACGUGCUUUGGGACACUUAGCGACAUACGCGAGCACGUUUCCGGCUGUAGCGAGUCACGGGGAGAUUCUCGAACUUUGUAUCCAGUUAGCAAUGAGUUCGCUUGAGAUCGUUUAUUCUCAUUUUUAUCAGUAUGCGGACCGAAGACUUAGUUACCAUUGCGAUCUUCUGACACGGGGUAUGGGUGGCGUAGAGAUGGAGUCGAGGAAAGCGGAGGAAUGGGCUAGUCAGUUACAGUGUUGGUCGCUUCAACUUAUAAACUGUUUUGCUUUUAAACCCGAGUUUAUUUCUACGAUAUGCAACCCGGAGUUUCUUGUGAAACUUCCGGGUAUGUGGGGUGGGCUUGUUAAUGAAAAUUCACCUGCGGGUAUCGGCUUGUUAAGAACGAUUUGUCAUCAUAAGUUCGGAAGAGGGCCUGUUAGCAGCUGCCCUAGCGUAAUUGAGGCGUUGUGUAAUAUUGCACGAUCGUCGGAUGACUGGCAAUAUAUGGCUAUCGAUUGUCUUCUAUGGUUGCUUCAAGAUCCCAAUACCUCCCAUAAGGUUAUAGAAAAGGCAGCACCUGCAGUUCUGGACCUGGCAGAGAUCUCAACUCUCGGGGAUCACAAAAAGCUCGGAGAUUCCAUUCUUAACGUUCUUCAAGAAUGUAUUCAAUCACACGGAACAGGUCGCAAUGCAAUCAGUAACCGAAUAAAAGAAGACGUCGAAGAAAUAUUACAUUCAAAAGAGCGAUUCAAAUGGGAAAAAAGCAUGCCAAAAGAGGAUCUCCACAUCAAACAAGCUGCAGCACUGGUAGUAAAACUCGAAGGCAAUUCUUUAUUUUCAUCGGGAAAUAUCGCCGGAGCAGCGUCAAAAUACUCAGAGGCACUCGCGUUAUGCCCCGUAAGAUCUAAAAAAGAACGAGUCGUAUUAUACAGCAAUCGCGCACAAUGUUAUUUAUUACUGCAACAACCGUUAAGCGCUAUAAGUGAUGCUACACGUGCGCUUUGUCUUCACAAUCCAGUUAACCGACAUGCUAAAAGCUUAUGGAGAAGAGCACAGGCUUAUGAUAUGUUAGGGUUGGCUAAAGAAAGCUUAUUGGAUGCGAUUUUGUUUAUAAACGAAUGUUCUCAAUCUACGGAUCCUGAUUUGUCUUCUAGGCAGAAUAAAGUGCCGGAUUAUGCCGAACGGUUGGUUAAAAAGCAGAUGCGUGCUGCUUGGUUGUUUCGGGAAGCUGCGAUUAAACAUGGGGGGAUUGAUUGUGAGGCUGAUGUCGGUGAUGUUUAUGGGCAAGGGUCUGAUGAUUCCGAGUGGGAAACCGCUAGUGAAAGUGAUGCGGGAAAUGACGGUAGAAAAGAGAGGAAUAAUGAUGACGGUGAAUGGAAAAACGAUGAGGGACUUACUGAUAAGAUCGAUAAACAUUCUACAAGAGAAAUGAAACGUUGACAAGACUUGCAAGACAAAACAUGAAAGUAACGGCCAAAAGUCAAAACCGUGUCGGGAAAGAACAAGUGGGUUGUCAUCUUGUUCAACACUAGUGCCAGUCUUUAAAGGUUCCUGCAAAGGCAGAUGACCCUGUUGAAUCACUUAUUAUUGUGUGUGUUUAUUAUUGCUUUCUUUAUCAUGAAAUAUGAUUGCAAGGUCUCAAAAGGAUUGUACAUUAUUAUUAUUUCUUGGUGUGAUUUCGGUGUGUUUUUUUUUUUUCGCGUGCAAAUGUGUAUUAACCAACCCUCUUGGAAUUUUCUAGUAAUAAUAGUUAAUUUAUAUAUAUUCUUAAGAUGUUAUGAUCUAA
Molecule: messenger RNA, 2446 nt
Organism: Helianthus annuus (common sunflower)
Lineage: Eukaryota; Viridiplantae; Streptophyta; Magnoliopsida; Asterales; Asteraceae
Exons: 4
Coding region: 244-2100 (618 amino acids)
Molecular function (GO): protein binding
Source: RefSeq, a predicted model, not a curated record